AUGGACAAGAAGCAGGAAGAAAGCCCUGAAGAAAGUGUUCGAGAAAGCAGUCCGGCGGAUUCGGAAAUGGCAAGCAGUAUCCCAAGGAUGGUGCCAGACCUCCGAGAAGGUUUAGAAAAGGCGAUGGAGUCACCAGCGCGCGGAACCCCUGAAAUGGGAUCAAAUAUGGAAAGCCCUGUGGUAGAUACUGCAGAGUCAGUACAGAAAUCUGGAACUUCUAAGGAAAGCCCUUUGCCAGACACUGCAGAGGCGACGCAAAAGUCUGGUACUUCCAAAGAAUCAGUGAUAUCAAAACCUGAAAAGAGCGGGUUAUCGGUAGAGGGCACGGGUGUAGCCGGGACCAAAAGCGAAGUAUCAGCACCUGGUCAAAGCACGGAAAAGAGCAAGUCUCCCGGAUACUCCACAGUUUCGGUCACACCCACUGAAGAGGAAAAAGUCGCAAAAUCAGAGGAAGUGGAGGAAGAAGAGGAAGCAGAUUUCGAGAGCGAACGAAGAUCGGCACGAAGAUAUAUGGUUCUUAAGUGCGUUAGAGGGCAGUCUUCAUUUGAUGCUAUUUCCACCAUCUUCUCAGAUCGCUACAAAUAG
Molecule: messenger RNA, 585 nt
Organism: Cylicostephanus goldi
Lineage: Eukaryota; Metazoa; Nematoda; Chromadorea; Rhabditida; Strongylidae
Source: the annotation of a GenBank genome assembly